AUGGCUGAGGCUUCGCGGUGGCACCUGGGCGGAAUUCCGAAACAUAAACUGCGUUACAGAGAGGACGUAGAAAUUAGAACCACACUUCAGGAGUUGUUACUCUACUCUAUUUUUUUAAUAAACUUGUGUAUAUUGACUUUUGGGAUGGUAAACCCACAUAUGUAUUACUUAAACAAAGUUAUGUCAUCUCUAUUUUUGGACACAUCUGUGGCUGGUGAAGAAAGAACCAACUUUAAGUCUAUUCGCAGCAUAACUGACUUUUGGAAGUUUAUGGAAGGACCCUUUUUGGAUGGUCUGUACUGGGACUCAUGGUACAAUAAUGAGAAGCUAUAUGAUUUAAAGAACAGCAGUCGCAUCUACUAUGAGAACAUACUUCUAGGACUCCCCAGAGUCCGUCAACUAAAAGUCCGCAAUGGCACAUGCAAGGUCUAUUCAUUCUUUCGGUCUUUGAUGGAUGAAUGUUAUGACAAAUACACUUCUAAAAAUGAAGAUAUGGCUGAUUUUGGCCUUAAACAGGAUACUGAAUGGAAGUACUCUUCUCCUGGUAUGAACUCCCCUUGGCACUGGGGAUUUGUUGGUGUUUACCAAAAUGGGGGGUAUAUUUUCACUUUAUCAAAAUCAAAAUCUGAAACCCUAAACAAGUUCAUUAACCUCCGAAUGAACAGCUGGAUCACAAGAGGCACUAGAGUUAUUUUUAUUGAUUUUUCAGUAUACAAUGCUAAUGUAAAUCUAUUUUGCAUUAUCAGAUUGGUGGCAGAAUUCCCUGCAACUGGAGGAAUACUUACUUCAUGGCAGUUUUACUCUGUGAAGCUCCUCAGAUACGUUAGCUUCUAUGAUUAUUUUAUUGCUUCCUGUGAAAUCAUAUUUUGUAUUUUUAUUAUUGUCUUCACAAUACAAGAAAUCAAAAAACUGAAAGAAUUUAAAUUUGCCUAUUUCAAAAGUAUUUGGAACUGGCUAGAAUUAUUACUUUUGGUGUUAUGUUUUUCGACUGUUUUCUUCAGCUCAUACUCUAAUAUGCAAAUUUAUCGCAUGCUUGGACAACUGCUAAGAGAUACUGAAAAAUAUUCAGACUUCUAUUUUCUUGCAUACUGGCACAUUUAUUACAAUAAUAUAAUUGCCAUAACCAUCUUCUUUGCAUGGAUAAAGAUAUUCAAAUUCAUAAGCUUUAAUAAGACAAUGUCUCAGCUGUCAUCAACCUUGUCACGAUGUAUCAAAGACAUAAUAGGAUUUGCUAUCAUGUUUUUUAUAAUAUUCUUUGCUUACGCUCAGUUAGGAUUUCUUGUUUUUGGAUCACAGGUUGACGACUUUUCCACUUUUCAAAAUGCCAUAUUCACGCAAUUUCGUAUUGUUCUUGGAGAUUUUAAUUUUGCUGGCAUUCAGCAAGCCAAUCGUAUCUUGGGACCCAUUUACUUCAUCACUUUCAUCUUUUUUGUGUUCUUUGUCCUGCUGAACAUGUUCUUGGCAAUAAUUAAUGAUACCUAUUCUGAAGUGAAAGCUGACUACUCAAUAGGCAGAAGGCCAGAUUUUCAACUUGGUAAAAUGAUUAAAAAGAGUUACAACAAUGCUCUCGAAAAACUCAAACUAAAAAAACCUGAAACAGAUGAAGACAAGGAACGUAUGGAAAACAAAGAUUUGGCUGAAAAAGCCAGAAGAGAAGGUUUUGAUGAAAAAGAGAUUCAGAGUGCAGAGCAGAUGAAAAAAUGGAAAGAGAGACUUGAGAAAAAGUAUUAUUCUACAGAAAUUCAAGAUGACUACCAGACUGUCACUCAACAAGAAUUCCGAGACCUCUUUUUAUAUGCUGUGGAGCUGGAGAAAGAAUUACACUAUGUCAGUUUAAAACUAAACCGAGUGAUGAGGAAGGUUUCCGCUCUACAAUACUGAAAAAAAGUGGAGGUGAGAAUCUGUGAUACAAUCAUGGAGCAUUUCUAACAAUUUAUUCCUGAACUGAGUUAGUUCCUAAAUUUGUCCCCAUUUCAGGUACAUUUUAAAAGCACAAAACCAGCUACCAUCAAACUAUCAUCAGGGUCAAUGAUAAUCAUCAAAUUAUUUCUAGGAAUGGGACACAAUAUAUAAUCCAUGCAUAUUACAACAUGCCUCCACAAUACAUACACACAGGUACAGGUAAAGACUUUUAUAAUAAUGAGAUUUAUUAUUAAAUUCUAGGAAUGAAAAUGCAAAGUAUAAAAUAAUACUGCUUUUAGUUCUUGGGGCAGGUCUCUAAGUAAAUGGUUAAGUAAGUAAAGAUACUUUUCACAGUGUUACAGAGAGUAUAAGAACUGCUGGUAUUCUCAUCACACACCAUGUUUCUAACUUCAUGGGCCAAUAAAUGUUUAGAAUCUUAGAAAACCAUAUAUAAGACCCCAGGUAAAAUAAUCUCACCUCCAUUCUUCCUAGUUGGAAGUCUCCUGGAAAAAGGCAAAGUGUAGAACAAACUUCCCAACCACCUACAGAAAUUUCACUAAUAUCUUCAAAUGAUAAAUUCAUCUAGACAGUUUCUAAAGUUAACACUUUCGCAAAAGUGCUUCCUCAAUUACUUUAUAAAGCAAAAUAUCCUUGAAAUAGAAAAAAAGAGCAAAGCAGGAGCUUUAGGGUUAUAAAAACACAAGUUAUGUUUGGAAAGGAUAAAUGAGGGUGCUGCAAAAGCCCUGUUUGGAUGGUUACGAAGUUGUGAAUGGCUGGCAUUUGGGAAACUGCAAGGAAACUUUUCUAAUAGAGGUUACAUAAGCCCUCCUAGAAAAGCCACAUGUUCUCUUAACCUAAGCAACAUUAUUUGACCAUAGACUCCCAUGUUGUGCUCAGCAGUCCCUGGACUGUAAAACUCAAAUAAAGGAAUUGUUAAAUAUACUCACCUUCCUCAAACCAAGCUCUUCUCUUAGACACUGUAUUUCAAAUUUUCUUAAUAAGAUAACUGACUGUAAUAAGAAAUGAAGACUAUUCUCUCUGCAUCUUCUCCCCAGAUUUCCAAAGAGAAUCAACAACAUGGCUCUUCUUUGUCUUACCACUCCCUAGAGCUAUAGCCAGUCACGUGGUUUAGUAACCCUGCAGUCUCUCCACAUGGUCU
Messenger RNA from Dama dama (fallow deer), 3061 nucleotides. RefSeq names its product polycystin 2 like 2, transient receptor potential cation channel (gene PKD2L2). Gene Ontology annotation, cellular component: membrane. Gene Ontology annotation, molecular function: calcium ion binding; calcium channel activity. The coding region runs from base 1 to 1881 and encodes 626 amino acids. The record is from RefSeq and is a predicted model, not a curated record. The transcript has 14 exons. Gene Ontology annotation, biological process: detection of mechanical stimulus. Lineage: Eukaryota; Metazoa; Chordata; Mammalia; Artiodactyla; Cervidae.